Molecule: messenger RNA, 1825 nt
Organism: Myodes glareolus (Bank vole)
Lineage: Eukaryota; Metazoa; Chordata; Mammalia; Rodentia; Cricetidae
Gene: Clk3
Product: CDC like kinase 3
Biological process (GO): regulation of RNA splicing; peptidyl-tyrosine phosphorylation
Cellular component (GO): nucleus
Molecular function (GO): protein tyrosine kinase activity; ATP binding; protein serine/threonine kinase activity
Source: RefSeq, a predicted model, not a curated record
GUUUAUCUGGUUAUAUAAGGAAGCUCUUGUGUGUGCUGUGUGUGCACAGGAAUCCAGGCCCUUCUGCCUCCAAUCAGUGAACGUCCCUAGCCUCAGCCAGCACCUGCCUCCCAAAUAUGCAUCACUGUAAGCGAUACCGUUCCCCAGAGCCAGACCCGUACCUGAGCUACCGCUGGAAGAGGAGGCGGUCUUACAGUCGGGAGCAUGAAGGUAGACUACGAUACCCAUCCCGAAGGGAGCCUCCCCCAAGGAGAUCACGGUCCAGAAGCCAUGACCGCCUACCCUACCAGCGGAGAUACCGCGAACACCGUGACAGCGAUACAUACCGGUGUGAAGAGCGGAGCCCAUCCUUUGGAGAGGACUGCUAUGGGUCUUCACGUUCUCGACAUCGGAGACGGUCACGAGAGAGGGGGCCAUACCGUACCCGCAAGCAUGCCCACCACUGUCACAAACGUCGUACCAGGUCUUGUAGCAGCGCCUCCUCGAGAAGCCAACAGAGCAGUAAGCGCAGCAGCCGGAGUGUGGAAGAUGACAAGGAGGGUCACCUGGUGUGCCGGAUCGGCGAUUGGCUCCAAGAGCGAUAUGAGAUCGUGGGGAACCUGGGUGAAGGAACCUUUGGCAAGGUGGUGGAGUGCUUGGACCAUGCCAGAGGGAAGUCACAGGUUGCCCUGAAGAUCAUCCGUAAUGUGGGCAAGUACCGGGAGGCUGCCCGUCUAGAAAUUAAUGUUCUCAAGAAAAUCAAGGAGAAGGACAAAGAGAAUAAGUUCCUGUGUGUCCUGAUGUCUGACUGGUUCAACUUCCAUGGUCAUAUGUGCAUCGCCUUUGAGCUCCUGGGCAAGAACACCUUUGAGUUCCUGAAGGAGAACAACUUCCAGCCUUACCCCCUACCACAUGUCCGGCACAUGGCCUACCAGCUCUGCCAUGCCCUUAGAUUUCUACAUGAGAAUCAGCUGACCCACACAGACUUGAAGCCAGAGAACAUCUUGUUUGUGAAUUCUGAGUUUGAAACCCUCUACAAUGAGCACAAGAGCUGCGAGGAGAAGUCAGUGAAGAACACCAGCAUCCGAGUGGCAGACUUUGGCAGUGCCACAUUUGACCAUGAACAUCACACCACCAUUGUGGCUACCCGUCACUAUCGCCCACCUGAGGUGAUCCUUGAGCUGGGCUGGGCACAGCCCUGUGAUGUCUGGAGUAUUGGCUGCAUUCUCUUCGAGUACUACCGUGGCUUUACCCUCUUCCAGACUCAUGAAAACAGAGAACACUUGGUUAUGAUGGAGAAGAUCCUAGGGCCCAUCCCAUCACACAUGAUCCACCGUACCAGGAAGCAGAAAUAUUUCUACAAAGGGGGCCUGGUUUGGGAUGAGAACAGUUCCGAUGGGCGGUAUGUGAAGGAGAACUGCAAACCUCUGAAGAGUUACAUGCUCCAGGACUCCCUGGAGCAUGUGCAGCUGUUUGACCUGAUGAGGAGGAUGUUAGAAUUCGACCCUGCUCAGCGCAUCACACUGGCAGAAGCCUUGCUGCAUCCCUUCUUUGCUGGCCUGACCCCUGAGGAGCGGUCCUUCCACAGCAGCCGUAACCCCAGCAGAUGACAAGUGCAGGCAAGCAUACGAAGAGUUGGAGAGCUGGACUGGGCUCCUGACCCCUUUUCUCCAGCCUCUCCCACUGGCCUCUGAGCCAGGGCCACCGAUGAACAGUGCAAUGUGAAGGAAGGCAAGGAGCCUGCAAGGGACGGGGGAUGUGGUGCCCAGCUGCCAGAAAGCACAGAUUGGACCCAAGCUAUUUAUAUGUUGUAAAGUUAUAAUAAAGUGUUUCUUACUGUUUGUAA